UGGUCCCGGAGAUCUUCCUCCCAUCCGAGGAUCAUGAGGAAGAACUGGUCAGCAACCUCCAUCACCACCUAUGAGACAUGUCAGACAUACGAGAGGCCGAUCGCGUUCACGGCCCGAUCUCGCCGCCUCUGGAUCAACUUCAAAUCCAACGAUGUAAACAGCGCUCGCGGCUUCCAGAUUUCCUACGUCACUUAUGACGAAGACUACGAGCAGCUGGUUGAAGACAUUGUAAGAGAUGGAAGACUUUACGCCUCUGAAAACCAUCAAGAAAUACUCAAGGUUAGUUUUGUGACUAGUGAAGUCUGA
Messenger RNA from Pimephales promelas (fathead minnow), 306 nucleotides. NCBI's taxonomy places the organism in Eukaryota, Metazoa, Chordata, Actinopteri, Cypriniformes, Leuciscidae. The record is from RefSeq and is a predicted model, not a curated record.